AUGGUAGGCUUCGAUGCUGGAGCCAAGAUAAAGGGGUUCGAUGUUGGAGAAUUUAAGCAUUUAUCUAAUGAAAAUGGUGAACUUAAAGUCAACGAGGUUGAAACCACCUCUGAAUGCUUACCUUGUACGAAUGAACAUGGCGUCGUAUCCAUUGGAUUAAAUGUUGAUAACAAGAGGCUUGAAAUUGAUGAGGAGAGUCGGUUGACCACAAUCGACGCAUCUGUGCAUCAACCUCUUGUCUACUCGAAAGAGGAUCAUGAUAUCCAACUUCAGAUUGACGAUUCAUCUUUAACUGUAGAACAAGAAAAACUAAAAGUGAUUCCGGACAAUUAUGAGUUUCCACUGUAUAGGGAUUAUGAAAUACGCACAGUUGGUAUUCGUGCAGACGAUUCAUUAUCCAUUACUGAAAAUGGCUUAUCAGUAAACUUUCCACCACCUCCGCCUUUGGAAACACUCAAGAAACCAUUGUAUCGCGAUAAUGGCCUUGGAAUCAAACUUCAUAAAAGUCUAAAGGUGAACAAUGAAGACGAAUUGGAAACCAAUACUAGUCAACUGUUCAAGGCGUUCGGGGCGAUAAAAACAUCGUCUGGAGCAGACUCAAUCUUAGAUAUAGGAAGCAGUUGGCUAGAUUUCGGCUUCUCAUCUCUGAGUGAACUAACAGAUGCUUUAGGGGAAGUAGACACAACGGCAAUUAGAUUGAUGACUGAUACCUCUACAUUCACUCAAGCCGGCUCUAGAUUAUCCCUGAAAUCACCCGGCUAUGAACAAAUCCUGUAUGGGAAUCUAACAUACGGUUUUUCAGGAAGUCCUUCAUUCACCUAUUCGUCCACGCUUCAAGAGUUGCGUGUCCCGAAUGUAAAGUUAAGCGGAACAUUACCUGCUAUUGGAGGAGGCUCUUAUGCAGUGAGUAAAGAUUACAUGGCCAAUUUUUACCAAGGCAGCCAAACCGGGGCUAUUGCUGUCGGACCAGAGUUCAGUGGAAGACGCGAAAUCGGUGUGCUCGUUGAUAACAAAACAGUUCGAGUUAUAGGUAACCAGUUAACAGGUGGCUACAUUUUUCAGGACUUUAAUGGCGUCUCCAUUAGACUGGGAACGACCAAUGAUGUGGUGCUCUCUCUCAAAUGCGAGGCUGGCAGUUGUCUCCAAAUGGUCAAAGCAGAUACCAUUAAAGACGUACUGACUUGCAGCAAUGGUAUUGAGAGAGUACAGAAUGACCUUCAACUCGAUCUAAAAGUUGAUGCCAACUCUGGCUUAACGAUGCUCAGCCGCGGGACCAUAGGCGAUAAGUUUACCGCCUCCCAAGGAGUAACCAGGGUGGGCAACGACCUCAGACUGAGUUUAACAGCACAGUCACCCGAUCUUACUCUAAACAAUGGUGUUCUGAGUUCAAACAUCGCUGCGGGAAUUGGACUGCAAAAAAAUGGUGCGAUUUUGUCAACGAACCUAAGAGGUAUUAAUGGCGUGCAAGUUUCGGGAGAUCUGAUUUCAUGUUCUCUUACAGGAAGCGAUACCGUUCUUCGGGUGGGGGAUACUUUGAAAGGCAAUUACAUCGGAUCAACCAAUUCAUACGGGAGUGUGGUCGUUGUCGGCAAUACCAUUCAGUAUAACAUGAUUCUGCCACAAUUCGUAAGUAACAGUCCAAACCUUAUAAUAACAGGUUCGUACCCGCUCUACAACUUUACACUCAUUGACCCUACGCCGUUAUCGAAACAAAGGGAUACCGAUAAUACUGAACAGACUGAUACCACAGAAGUGUUAAAAACGGAUGUUCCAUCAGGCAACACUGUUAUUUUGUCCAGAGCAACUCCAUUAUCAACCGUACCUUUUCCAGCGAUGGUCUCCCCGCCCUUGACAGUCCCUAUGGCUGUAAACUCCAUCCUCCCAAUCAUCUCAACGUUCCCUUGGGGAAUGAUUUUCGGAGGGUCACGCAAACGUAAGGUUCAACGAGAUGCGGAAGGCCAACCUAUACUCGAUGGCGAUGGAAACCCCGUUUAUGAACCAAUAGACCCUGUUACCUUCAUGCCACCACUUGAACCCGGGAGCAAUGUCGCAAUUGCUUCUGAUCCUAUUGGAGGUUGUACUCGUCUCUUGUUUGAUACGCCUUCAUGUUAUCGAGGCAUCAAAUAUGAGUACCCUCAGCAAGCAAUCAACCUCUCUAUGCUAAGGGAUUAUGAUAACGAGUUGAUCAAGCCUUGGGUGACAAGCCAGAUAACGGCAUUAACUUCGAAUAAUGUUACAUUUGGUGGUGAUAUAUACACAAAUGGAGUGAAAGUAGCCACGGAAUCCUUUGUAACAACAGGAUUAGAAUUGAAGCAAAACUUAUCUCCUUUGCUUGACAAUAUCAGUAGUCUGACCCCGGCCGAUGGCACUUUUUUGAUGGGUGGAAAUGGCGGUUUUUUCCGGAUUGUACCCAAAGAUGAAAUCCUCAGCGCAUAUCAGCCAUUAAUAAGCGCAACAAGUUCGCUUAACCUGAGCGGUUUAACAGUACAGAAUUCAAACACCAAUGCUACUGCAAUUACACUUGGGAACACUAGCGCAGCACAGACAUGGGGAAUUCAUGUUUCCGGUACUGCAAAUGGAAACCUACCUUCUGGAGUUCUCGGCCUAUACUCUUCUUUCCAAGAUAAGGGAUAUGUUUUUCGAGUGGACCCCACAGGGAAUGUUGUUAUGAGCGGCGGGCUAGGAGUAUCAACUGAUGCAUAUAUUGGUGGAAUGGCUUACAUCGGAGGUAUUGAAGUUGCAACUCAGAAAUUUGUAAUUGAUAACACCGCUCCAAUAAGUCAAACCUUGUCUUCAUUGACAACCACAGUUAAUAACAACAACAAUGCCGUCACUACUGCACUCGCAUCGAAGCAGCCUAUGAACGCUACAACUAAUAGCCUGUACAUGAUGACGGUGCAGCCUGACUCUUGGUUGUAUUCCUCAACGGGAACAACUUUGGAUAAUGUCACUUCGACUCAAGUAAAAGGCAUCCUCGAUAUUGCUACAAAUGCUGGUGUGAACACACUGCUUUCUGGGAAACAGAACAACAUCACUACAUCAACUAAUCUGAGUCUUGCUUCUGUUACUGCAAAUGGUUAUUUGAGUGUUCAAAAUGGAUCUUCGCCAACAUUCAUGUCGCUGGUCAAUUCGGCAUCGAAUGUGACAUGGGGGCUUCGCGUAGCAGGGGCUUCGCCGGAUGGAGUAUUAGCCGCAGGGGGCUUCGGAUUGAAUUGCAGUUAUAACAACAUCGGCUAUGUCUUCAAAAUUUCCAACACCGGAAUAACCCAAGUUACAUGUACUUCUGACUCCUCGUCAACGGCUACAGGCACAUUACAGGUUGCAGGUGGAGUCGGGGUCUCUAAAAAUCUUUAUGUUGGAAGUUCGGUAUACAGUGGUAAAGGUACAGGACUAGGUUUCAGAUGGGGUACAGGGACAAAUGCCGGAGACUUUGUUUCGUUCAGUCCAUCAACCAAUGGUCAAAUGUUUUUCAAUGAUUUGGCCAAUGAUGUAUGUAUGCGGACUAUAGGUACGAACUUCCGCUUUGGGACUACAAAUACCACAUCUACUUUAGACAUAUUGUCCUCUGGUUCCGUGGUAGUGAAUACCACAACCGACUCUACAUCGUCAACAACAGGGGGAUUCCAAGUCAAGGGUGGUGUUGGAAUUGGUAAGGCGCUUUAUGUCGGUGGUAACAUUUUUGCAAAUAGUGCUCAAGUCGCAACACAGAGUUAUGUUUCCUCAGCGAUUUCCACAUUACAACCAUCGAGUCCUUUGUUGUCCUCUUUAAGUGGUCUUGUUCCAUCAACAAAUUCCUUUAUCAUAGGAAAUGAUGGAACUACCUUUUCUGUGAAGACGCCAGCAGAGGUACGAGACAUUCUGGGUGUAACGAGUGUUGACCUAUCUGGUAAGCAAGAUGCAAGUCCUUUACUUGAUUCCAUUGCAUCCAUGCAACCGAUGAGCAAUAUGUUUGUCAUGGGUGAUGAUGUCAAUGGUCUUAUUCUUCAAAACGACAUUGAAGUUCGAAGUAUUUUGAACAUUGUCGAUUACGGGUCAGACAUAUCUUCAUUGCAAACAUCGCUAUCUUCGAAACAAGAUAUAAUCACAAUGACUACACCCUUGUCUGUCGCUACCAUUGUUGCUAAUGAUACAAGCGAUGCAACAACAGUCUCUACAGGUGCUCUACAGGUUAAAGGAGGUGUAGGGAUUUCAAAAAAUAUCAUGCAAGGCCAGUCGGGUGGUGUAUCGCAUUAUCUAAUGGACACGGGUGCAACUCCUAGUUGUAUGUGA
This is a messenger RNA of Spizellomyces punctatus DAOM BR117, 4269 nucleotides long. RefSeq lists its product as uncharacterized. Lineage: Eukaryota; Fungi; Chytridiomycota; Chytridiomycetes; Spizellomycetales; Spizellomycetaceae. The transcript has a single exon. The record is from RefSeq and is a predicted model, not a curated record. The coding region runs from base 1 to 4269 and encodes 1422 amino acids.